Marmota monax (woodchuck) is the source of this 2686-nucleotide messenger RNA. RefSeq names its product potassium inwardly rectifying channel subfamily J member 1 (gene Kcnj1). Bases 556 to 1731 code for a protein of 391 amino acids. Lineage: Eukaryota; Metazoa; Chordata; Mammalia; Rodentia; Sciuridae. Gene Ontology annotation, molecular function: ATP-activated inward rectifier potassium channel activity. The transcript is spliced from 4 exons. Gene Ontology annotation, cellular component: plasma membrane. The record is from RefSeq and is a predicted model, not a curated record. Gene Ontology annotation, biological process: regulation of monoatomic ion transmembrane transport; potassium ion import across plasma membrane.
CUGUUGAAUACAGAUGAGUCAACAGCCGGUCUGAGCUGACCCACAGACUCAUAAAAACCAACAGGGCCCCAAGUACCCUCACCUGAGGCACCCAAACUCUUGGAUCAAAAGUUCAAGAACUUGCUCACAUCAAGGAUCUGGCUGCUUCUUUGGGAAUCAAGAAAAUGAGGUUUUGUCUCUACAUUUGCACUGGCAAUCCACAAGGGAUCUUCCAGACUGGGUCUUCACCUCCAUCCUGGGUCCUGACCAAGACAUCUUGGCAAGUUCCAAGCCCAACAGCUUAAAUCCCAAAGAGGGCAGCUCUUGUUGGCCUUAUCAAGGUUCACUCUAUAUGAAACUUUGAAAAUCAUCUCCUGCACCUCUUCAGACAGAGGCAGUGACUUGAAUUUCAUGUUGACUUCUAAAUAAGAAACCCCUUGAACAUCCCAGGCUACAAGAAAGCUGGGGUCGCUGUUCACACAGAAUGCAGCUGUGCAACCCCUGGAGCUGGCAACAGGAUACUGACACCUGGAGACUUUUCUCAGUCCUGCUCUUUCCAGUCAUUCGUUUUGAGCUAUGCACCUCCACUUUUUCCUUGUCUUACUGGAAAAAAUCAAAUUUUUGACAGAAAGGAUGUUCAAACAUCUUCGGAAGUGGUUUGUCACUCAUUUUUUUGUACAUUCUCGGCAGAGGUCAAGGCUAGUUUCCAAGGAUGGAAGGUGCAACAUAGAGUUUGGCAAUGUGGAUGUGCAGUCAAGGUUUAUAUUCUUUGUGGACAUCUGGACAACUGUGCUUGACCUCAAGUGGAGAUACAAAAUGACUGUUUUCAUCACAGCCUUCUUGGGGAGUUGGUUCCUCUUUGGUCUCCUGUGGUAUGUGGUAGCUUACGUUCACAAAGACCUCCCAGAGUUCCAUCCUUCUGACAAUCACACCCCCUGUGUGGAGAACAUUAAUGGCAUGACCUCAGCUUUUCUGUUUUCUCUGGAAACUCAAGUGACCAUUGGAUAUGGAUUCAGGUGUGUGACAGAACAAUGUGCCACUGCCAUUUUUCUGCUUAUCUUCCAAUCUAUUCUUGGAGUUAUCAUCAACUCUUUCAUGUGUGGUGCCAUCUUAGCCAAGAUCUCCAGACCCAAAAAGCGUGCCAAGACCAUUACCUUCAGCAAGAAUGCAGUGAUCAGCAAGCGGGGUGGGAAGCUUUGCCUCUUAAUCCGAGUGGCUAAUCUUAGAAAGAGCCUCCUUAUUGGAAGUCACAUAUAUGGCAAGCUUCUGAAGACCACAGUCACUCCUGAAGGGGAGACCAUUAUUUUGGAUCAGAUCAAUAUCAACUUUGUAGUCGAUGCUGGCAAUGAAAAUUUAUUCUUCAUUUCCCCAUUGACAAUUUACCACGUCAUUGAUCACAACAGCCCUUUCUUCCACAUGGCAGCAGAAACUCUUUCCCAGCAGGACUUUGAAUUAGUGGUAUUUUUAGAUGGUACAGUGGAAUCAACCAGUGCCACCUGCCAAGUCCGGACAUCCUAUGUCCCAGAGGAGGUGCUUUGGGGCUACCGUUUUGUUCCCAUAGUAUCCAAGACCAAGGAAGGGAAAUACCGAGUGGACUUCCAUAACUUUAGCAAGACAGUGGAAGUGGAGACCCCUCAUUGUGCCAUGUGCCUUUACAAUGAGAGAGAUGCUAGAACCAGGAUGAAGAAAGGCUAUGACAACCCCAACUUCAUAUUGUCAGAAGUCGAUGAGACAGAUGACACCAAAAUGUAGCAGUGGCUUUUUAACUGGAGUAAAGCAAAGUCUUCUAGAUAUCUAGUGACUAUAAGUAUUACAACGUAAUCAACAGUUUAGGGGUAUGAAAGACCCUUCAAAGUCUACCAGCACAAGGACACUUGAGCCUCAUAACUGUGAUCCUACAAAUCACAAAGCUCUACAAGUCUAUUGUAUUAGCACACAUGGUGCAUUUAUAUUAAUCUGGCAUAUGGAAGCCAGAUAGGAGCUCAUUUGGAAUCUUGAAUAUGAUUAUUUGAGGUUAUGCAAUGUUGAUGGGAACAGGCCAAAUCAUCAAAAGUCUUAAGGACAGAUCAAAAGUGAUACUUUUUAAAGUUUCUUUGAAGAAGUUAGGAGCUUUAGAUAGGAUCAGGGAGCAACCAUAUUUUCAUUUUGAUUUUACUAAGGAGAAAAAAUAAAUGUCACUUUCAUUUUAACAUGGACUUUUGUCACUGGAAAAAAAUUGUCUUUGGAGUCUGGGGGAGAUGAAAUAACCAAUCAAUGACAAUAAGAAGAGACUGCUACACAAUGAAUGAUUUGAGGCUCUAACCUUCUUGAACUCUGGUUGUUGGAGACUUCGUCUGAAUCUUGGUCAUACUUAUUUCAGGAGAGGCGAGGAAGGCAUAGUCCAAGGACUCUGCAGGGACCAAACUUGCUUUGCCUUAUGGCCUAUCCAGAUGCUGAGGCCCCCACUGAACUUUGGCCCAAAUGAUAUCAUGCAGUAUGUUUAGACAGAGGCUAAUAAUAAUAUACUCAAGAAUCUCAGUGAACAUUUUCUUGCUAAACAGAAUGUUUGAUAUUGACCUUUAGGGAGAGGUUUUAAUAUGAAUGUCUUGUUCAGUUUUCCACAUGCAUUAUUUUGAAUGUAUCCUGGAAAAAAUGGAACUUGAAGCUGCUUAGGAAUCAAAAUGUUUUCAGUGCAUUUAUUAAUAUAUUAAAUUUCUGAAACUGCUCA